ACCAUUUGCGAUGGGCGGUGGGUUUUCCCGGUGAACUCUCUACGCGGAGAGCGCUCGCGGGAUUACUCGCUACCCUCCAUCGAAAUCUUCUUCGUGAGUCCCUGGUUUUAUAGCCCUAGUUUACGGCGAACUGCUUGAAGAAUCUUCGUUGUUUCCCCUGCGAGGUUUCGCCCAAGGUCGAUUCUUUUUGACGCCGGUAAUGGAUCUUUCGACCAGGUUGCAAACCCUCGACCUCCGAUCGGGAUUCCUGUCGGGCUCGCCCCUUUUGGACGCCGGAAAGGCAGGAAUCCUGCCGCGGGUCCGUCCCUCCUCGGUUUCUCCCGCUGUGAAUAGGCGAUUCGGUGCGUCGUUUGUUAAAAGGACUGGCUUUGCUGGCUCUAGGAUCAGAAGGCUCCGCGUUUCCCCCAGGGCCGCCGUGGAGACGGCCGUUGUGGAUGCCGACACCGCCGCAGACCUCGAAUCCCUCUUCUCGGAGAGCGCCGUGGAUGAUGCGUCGAGGAGGCAGGGGAAGAAGAAGUCGAGCACUGGGGCGUCGAGCGUCUCGUCAGGGGUUAGGUUAGAGAAUAUCAGUAAAAGCUUCAAAGGUGUGACCUUGCUGAAGGACGUCAGCUGGGAGGUGAAGAAAGGGGAGAAGGUUGGGUUGGUCGGCGUGAAUGGUGCCGGGAAAACCACUCAGCUGAGGAUUAUCGCCGGGUUGGAGGAGCCGGACUCCGGGAAUGUGGUUAAGGCGAAGGAGAAUAUGAAGAUCGCGUUCUUGAGCCAGGAGUUUGGAGUUCGCCAAAACAGGACAGUGAAAGAGGAGUUCUUGAGCGUUUUCAAGGAGGAGGCGGAGGUUGCAGAUAGGUUGGAGAAGGUCCAGAAAGCGUUGGAGAGCUCUGUAGAGGACCUGAGCUUGAUGGCGAGGUUGCUGGAUGAGUUGGACUUGCUUCAGAGGCGGUCACAGGAUCUGGACCUAGAUCAAGUGGAUGUGAAAAUUAGUAAGUUGAUGCCUGAGCUUGGUUUUGCGCCUGAGGAUUCUGAUCGGUUGGUAGCAUCAUUCAGCAGUGGGUGGCAGAUGAGAAUGUCUCUUGGGAAAAUUCUACUUCAGGAUCCUGACUUGCUGCUGCUUGAUGAGCCCACUAAUCACCUUGAUCUGGAUGCAAUCGAGUGGCUGGAAGGCUAUCUUAAUAAGCAAGAUGUGCCCAUGGUUAUUAUAUCCCAUGACAGAGCUUUCCUUGAUCAACUGUGCACGAAAAUGGUAGAAACAGAUAUGGGAGUGUCCAGGACAUUUAUGGGUAACUAUUCUGAAUAUGUGCUAGCAAAAGCAGCAUGGGUAGAAACUCAACACGUGGCAUGGGAAAAGCAACAGAAGGAGAUUGAGCACACGAGAGACUUGAUAAACAGAUUAGGAGCUGGAGUUAAUGCUGGACGUGCAUCCAGUGAAGAGAAGAAAUUGGAGAAACUCAAAGAAGAAGGACAAGUUGAGAAGCCUUUUCAGAGAAAGCAAUUAAAAAUUAGAUUCCCAGAGCGUGGGAGAAGUGGGAGAACAGUCCUAACCAUUAAGAACCUAAAUUUUGGAUAUGGUGAUAAGGUUUUGUUUAAAAAGGCAAAUCUUUUAGUUGAGAGGGGUGAGAAAAUAGCUAUUAUCGGGCCAAAUGGUUGCGGAAAGAGCAGUUUGCUUAAACUUAUUAUGGGACUGGAGAAGUCUCAAGGGGGUGAUGUUUUGCUUGGGGAGCAUAAUGUGUUGCCAAAUUAUUUUGAACAAAACCAGGCAGAAGCACUUGAUCUGGAGAAAACUGUGCUAGAGACAGUUGAAGAAGCUGCAGAAGACUGGAGAAUUGAUGACAUAAAAGGUCUCCUUGGUCGUUGUAACUUCAAAUCAAAUAUGCUUGAUAGAAAAGUUUCUGUUUUGAGUGGUGGAGAAAAGGCACGACUUGCUUUUUGCAAAUUUAUGGUGAAGCCAUCUACAUUAUUAGUUUUGGAUGAACCAACCAAUCAUUUAGAUAUACCAUCAAAAGAGAUGCUAGAGGAGGCUAUAUCUGAGUACCAGGGAACUGUUAUCACCAUUUCUCAUGAUCGUUAUUUCAUACGACAGAUAGUCAAUAGAGUGGUAGAGGUGAAAGAUGAAACCCUGCAAGACUAUGCAGGAGAUUACAAUUAUUAUCUGGAAAAGAACCUUGAGGCUAGAGAUAGAGAACUGGAGCGCGAGGCUGAACUUGAAGAAAGGGCUCCAAAAGUAAAAGCCAAAUCUAAGAUGUCAAAGGAGAUGAAAGCUGCCAGAAAGAAGCAGAAAAUGGUGGCUUUUCAGCAAGCAAAAGCAAAGUCUAAAGGGUUGAAGAAUGCAAAGCGAUGGAAAUGAUGAUGUACAAAAGCAUGUAGAAUGCAACAAAGAGUGAUGAAUGGUCCUCAAGCGAUGAGAACAUACAAGAUUUAUGCAGAUCAAAAUAUCAAUACUGUAAUUAAAAAUGUUAAGAUUGUAUAUAAUACAUGGGUACAAACACUACCAAACAAGUAAAUGUAAGCUUAGCUCUUCCUAGAA
This is a messenger RNA of Musa acuminata AAA Group (dessert banana), 2518 nucleotides long. RefSeq names its product ABC transporter F family member 5-like. Lineage: Eukaryota; Viridiplantae; Streptophyta; Magnoliopsida; Zingiberales; Musaceae. Gene Ontology annotation, molecular function: ATP hydrolysis activity; ATP binding. The record is from RefSeq and is a predicted model, not a curated record. The transcript is spliced from 9 exons. The coding region runs from base 200 to 2338 and encodes 712 amino acids.